Fusarium mangiferae is the source of this 843-nucleotide messenger RNA. Its product is annotated as putative putative protein. The transcript has a single exon. Lineage: Eukaryota; Fungi; Ascomycota; Sordariomycetes; Hypocreales; Nectriaceae. The record is from RefSeq and is a predicted model, not a curated record. Bases 1 to 843 code for a protein of 280 amino acids.
AUGGAAUGCCACGGCGGUCCGCCAGACGACCCACCGUUUUCCAUCGCUGGGGCUAUUGCCAUUUGGAGGGAUGCCAAUGACAUUCCCUUCCUACCUGUCGUCGGGGAUUUUGCAAUUGGCGACGUAAUCGAAGUCGAGGACGAUAUCGUUGAUCAAAUUGACUGGAUGGAAAUACCUUCCGAAGACAUCAUCGUUUAUCUUGCCAACCUCUGGCCCGAGUGUCAAGCCAUCACUUUUCUAUGGACAACACUGGUAGUGGAGCUGCCACUUGUCAGUGAAGAGCAUCAUUCGAAACGGCUACAGAAUCUCCCUGGGUCUCUCGAAGGGUCCCUCUAUGGGUGUUCGUACAUACUGAUGUUCAACAAUGGUCCGUUACCAAAUGCAGAGAGCAAACGCAAGUCAGAGCUCAACCCGGAUCCCGAACAACUCUUUAGACCCGCUAAUCACAAAGUUGGGGAUCUAUUUCUUGUCGAUUAUGCCACUGGAGUCACACAAACAGUAUGCUACUUUGGGCGACGAUUCACUUUCGGCUGGAAAAGGGAUACCCCUCACGAUUUUGAGACGAGAAUCAGCCAAAGCGAGGACUCGGUCCAUGGGGUCAAGUACAUUGCAUUCAACCAAGCUGCCUUUGUGUCAAACGCACCCGAAACCGCCACGGGCUGCGCAUCCGUGCCUCUUCGAUCUCGCAGCGAAUCACUCAGACAGCGCCAGCCUUCACAGUCAGCUGUACAAGAAUGCGGCAUCCUCCACUUGGCCAAUGAUCAAUUGAGGAGCAGCAGCCGAAUCGACACUUUCAUCAUGUAUGCCGACUCGUAUGAUCCCAAGCUUGAUGAACAAAGCUAA